AUGGCCAUCAGUGGGCGGCCAACUAUUUUCAUGGCCCGGGAGGACAUAUUGUCAAAAAUGAAGUUGUUGGAGGACAACCCUCUUAAAGGAGGACGGUUGGCAGCCCUAACUGGUGAAUCGUGUAAAAAGGCCAACGAAGAGCAUACAAAGUGCGGGUCGUGUGAGAAGUCGUGUGCGGACAGGGAUAAGGAGAUGAUGUGUGCGUCGGUCUGUCGUGAGGGCUGUUUCUGUAAGAAAGGGUAUGUCAGGGACGCCAACAAGGAUUGUAUUGAGCCGGAUAAGUGUCCCAAAUAA
Messenger RNA from Oppiella nova, 294 nucleotides. NCBI's taxonomy places the organism in Eukaryota, Metazoa, Arthropoda, Arachnida, Sarcoptiformes, Oppiidae. The record is from the annotation of a GenBank genome assembly.